Messenger RNA from Morchella importuna, 516 nucleotides. RefSeq lists its product as uncharacterized. NCBI's taxonomy places the organism in Eukaryota, Fungi, Ascomycota, Pezizomycetes, Pezizales, Morchellaceae. The coding region runs from base 1 to 516 and encodes 171 amino acids. The record is from RefSeq and is a predicted model, not a curated record. The transcript has 2 exons.
AUGAGCUAUUCGCCUAUUGCCCGUGUUCUGUUCCGCAAACUAGUCCAAGAACGCUACCUUUUCGAGGAUGAUGAAGACGACACAGUCUCCAAUGCCGCCGAGGCGCUUACCACGAUGGCCACCGAUACCACUGCUGACGCUCAGGCGGAGGAGGAAGAGGAGGCUGCUUUUGAGCUUAUUAUGCAACGGGUGCAGGAGGCCGAAGCCCGGCUUGAGAGGUUAAGGCGUAACAUGGCUAAGGUAUUCAAAACUACGAAGAACCUCAACAAAAGGGUUCGUGUUGACAGGAAGCGACAAAAAAGGGAUAGUAAGAGGAGGAAGAUCACUCAUGCUAGGGACACGGACAGACCCGGAGAUGUCAGCCAGCUUGGUGCUACCUCGCAGACUCGUGAGAACGACGAGGAAUCUCGGAAGAUUGCGUCGAAGAUCAGAACACUUGUGAAGGAACUUGACAAGCUUUCGAAAGAAACGAGCUCGAUCACGCGUGACAAUGGGCCGCGUGUUAUCAAGGAAUAG